CGCAAUAGGUCAUAGUACUGUGUACUAGCUAGAAGCCUUGAGAAUGCCAACUUCGUUUCGUGGCAAUGCGGCUACCUUCUUUCUGCUAAUGGUUUCGCGGUUAGACGUUAGGGCUCAGAAAAGGAGGCGUCAGAGGAGGCUCGUUCGCCGUCGGCAACGAGGGGUCCUUCUCGUUUUACUCUGUUUACUCCAGUGUGUUCUAAAAGUGGUAGCUAGAAUGCGUCCCACCGGUCGAACAUUAUGGAUCAAACCGAGAGAAUCAAGGUGGUGGGACAGAAUGCUUGCGGAAGCAUCAGAUACUGAUUGGAGAGAGAAUUUCAGGAUGUCAAGAGGAACUUUCAUGAGUCUGUGCAAUGAUAUACGACAUCUGAUCACGAAGAAGUCCACCCACUUGAGAGUCCCUAUAUCGCCAGAGAAGAGACUAGCCUUGACUUUAUACAGGUUGGCUGGCAGUGAAUAUUAUAGGACUGUCUCAAACUUGUUUGGCGUUGGUGUGUCAACUGCUAGCACUAUUUCCAAUGAAGUAUGUCAGGCAAUCGUUUCCCACUUGAGUGGUCAGUAUGUCCAGAUGCCACAAGGAGAUCGCUUGAAGAAAGUCAUUGAACGGUUCAGAAAUAUUGGUCAUGGGUUCCCUCAAAUUGGUGGAGCAGUAGAUGGGUCACACAUACCUAUUAAAAGUCCACCUCUCAAUCCAGCCUGUUAUAUCAAUCGUAAAGGGUUUCACUCAAUUAUACUUCAAGCUGUGGUAGAUUCAUUUCUUUACUUCAACGAUAUCUGUAUUGGCUGGCCAGGACGAGUCCACGAUGCUCGUGUUCUUGCUAACAGUCACCUCUUUGCAGUUGCUGAACGUGCUGGAACAGCCUUUCCUGGAAGUGAGACUGUUGUCUGUAAUGGUGCUCGAAUACCUGUUUUAAUUCUGGGAGAUCCAGCCUACCCUUUGAAAAGUUGGCUAAUGAAAGCAUAUCCCGAGAGCGCCAAUAUGAGGGAGUCUGAAAAAAGUUUCAACUACAAACUGAGUUGUGCUCGAAUCGCAGUGGAAAGGGCAUUUGGGCUACUCAAAGGUAGGUGGCGAAUUCUGUUAAAUCAGCAAGAGACUGACAUCAACAACGUUCAAGUAGUCGUUAUUGCUUGCUGUACCUUACAUAACUAUUGUUUGGCACACAAUGAAAUCAACGAUGACUACAGUGAAACUGAAACAAUAUGUGAUCUUGAAUCAGGAUUGGCAGCUAUUGGAAGGAGAGAUAUGGCGGCACCAGCAAUCCGAGAUAAUAUCAGAGACUAUUUAGAUAUAUAGAGUUAAUUAACAAGAGGGCUGUAGUAGUAGUCUCACGUUUGAGAGUUCUGUGGGGGAAGGGAGGGGAGAACAUGGAUGCGUGUCCAGAUGUUCGAGAAUGCUGAAGGGUGGAUGGUUGGGAGAACAAACUCUCUCUUCCCCACCCCAUGGCACUCUCAAAUGUCAGGCCACGAAUCCAUGUGCUUCCCUCUUCUCUCCCCUCCCCCACAGAACUCUCAAACAUCUGGUACACAGGAGACUACUGCAAUCAGAACAUGGUUACAUUGUGUUAUUAAAACAAUCUGUUAAUUAACAUAGUGUUGUUAAAACAAUGUGAUAAAAAUAUUGUUAGAACAGUAUUAACUAAAACAGUGUUGACCAAUGUUAAAAUAUUGCUAGAACAGUAUUAAUAAGAACAUUGUGUUGUUAAGAACUGUGUGUUAACAAUAUAGUUAGAACUAAAACUUUGUGUUGUUAGAACAGUGUGUUGAAACAGUGUGCUUUAAUUUUUUUGGGAAUUUUGUGCUACUGGUUUGCAUUGUCAGGUUCUUCCAUUUGUUGUCCUGUAAGAAUUCGUAAUGCAUUGAGCAAGAAUGCAUCUCUUCGUUCAGCCUCUCUUCUCUCUCGCUCUUCUCUCUCUCUGUCAGCAUCUUCCAUCCUUGACAUCAAAUCCACGAUCUUUUCCCCAAAUUGAGUAAGUUCAUUCACAACUCUAUCAAGGCCACUGCUUUCUUGUCUUUUUCGUAUUUUGGGUGCACUAGGAGGUGCACUAGGAGGUGCACUAGGAGGGGUAUGGUGCCUACUAGAACUGGCAGGUGUUUCAGAGAAGCAUGGGCUUUGGUCACUGCAAUCUGGAGGUGUACCACUGCUAUUUCCGGAUACACAUUCAGCUCCUGUUUGAGUAGAGUCGUACGGAGAGGCAACUAAGGAAGAGGACAAUAAUGUACAGAUACCAUCAGAAGACUCGUAUACAUUAGUAGGUGACACAGAUGGACAGUCACCUAACACCAUGUCCAUAGCAUCAUAGUACGCAAAAUCACUUGUUGUAUUUCCUUCUCCACUUCUUCUUACUCGAUCCUUGACCAGUCUGUAAUCUUUUUUUAGAUUAUUUAUUUUUUCUUUGCACUGCUCUGGUGUUCUGAUGAACUUAUGUUUGGCUAGAUCUUGUGAUAUUUCCUGCCAUAUUUUGCUCUUGCUACCAGGCUUUGAGCGGUUUCACACUGGUGGUUAGACCGUGGUAAAGUUCGGUUAAGUUAGGUUAGCUAACUCAAGUUAACCAAGAUAGGUUGCGGCAACCAACGUGGUUUCACACUGUCUCGGAAAUGGUCAUGCGCGCUACUGCAUCACUAUGCAUUACUAGGCACUUAUAAUACCUUGUACCUAACCCGGAUAAUGGCGGGAAGCUACCGAACUGGCGAUACGUUUCGGCACUAUCAAGCCUUGGGUCAACUCACCGUUGAUAGCCAGGAGCCUCUACAAACUGCAGAGACAACUGAUCAGUAUCCCCUAGGCUGGAAUCCGUCUGGAGCCAGUCAAGAAACCAGUCAAGAACAGGAAGCCAGUCAAGAGCAAACUGACCAUCAAAUUGAUCAACGUGUAGAAAAUUCUGGAAGACAAGGAAGAAAGAGAAAGUCUCGUCAAUUUUCUUAUGAAGAAACGACGUGCCUCAUCAACCUGUGGUCACACUCGCGAAUACAGAAUCUCCUGACAAGGCCUACAGCAGAAGGUCCUAGCAGAACGAGACCUGACACUGGAAAAGGCACUGUCGCUAACUCAAGCGCACGAAACCGCGAGACAUGAACUGAAAUUGUUGCGAGGAGAACCGCAAUCAAGUCGACAAACAUACCAAGCAGCGGAGACAACGUUUACCGUGCAAGCAUCCGGAGGUAGGCGGUUCACUCCCAGGGAUAGCACAGCUAGAGAGCGUGUUUGCCAUCGUUGUGACGGACGCAAUCACGACUCUGAAAAGUGUUGGUACAAGAGCGCCACUUGCCGGGUUUGCAACGUUAGAGGUCAUAUCGCCAAAGCUUGCAGGAAACGGAAGCAAUCUGGCCAGAAGUAUCGAGCGAGUUACGUCUCGGAAUUUCAGAACCGCAAGCAAGCCACGAAGUCGACGAAAUCCAGACACCAACCGAACCAAGUCGAAGAAGACGACGAGGUGAGUAUGAUAUAUACUCUGACAGACAAACAGAACGCACCUAAAGUCACCGUGGAAAUUGCGGGGGCGUUAGUGACAAUGGAAGUCGAUACCGGGGCAUCUAUGACUGUGAUACCUGCGUACAUAUACAAACGUUUUCUGACUCACGUGAAGUUACAGAAGAGUAGAGUCAAACUUCAGACAUACUCCGGAGAACCACUGACGGUAAGGGGGGAAGCUUACGUUCCAAUCCGUUACGGCAACCAGACCGCACGUGAGAAAAUGGUAGUUGUUGAAGUUCAAAACAAACCGGCAGUCUUGGAGCGAGACUGGCUUUCACAGAUCCGACUGGAUUGGCACAUGUUAUUUAGGGUUGACAGACCGACUAGCCCGCGGAAAACGCUGGGUACCGAUUAUACUAAGAGAUACCCCCAAUUGUUUGACAAGGGAAUUGGAACACUGAACGGAUUCGAAGCACGCAUUACACUAAGAAAGGAUGCAGUGCCGAAGUUCCAUAGACCGCGACCGGUACCCCACGCCCUACACAGUAAAGUAGACGAAGAACUGGACCGUUUGCAACAGGAGGGAAUAAUUCGACAAAUUAACAGAAGCGAGUGGGCAUCACCUAUUGUAAUUGUAAGGAAGGCUGACGGGUCAAUACGGGUAUGUGCUGACUACAAAGUUAGUGUGAACCCUUACCUAGAGACGGAAUGCUACCCAAUGCCUAAUCCGCAAGACCUGUUUUCAACCCUAGCAGGGGGAAGAGUCUUCACUCGUUUGGACAUGAAACAGGCAUACCAACAAAUGAAGAUUAGCCCAGACUCUCAGGCAUACUUGACAAUCAAUGCUAGCAAGGGACUCUUUGUGUAUACAAGGAUGCCGUUUGAGAUCACAUCUGCACCUGCUAUUUGGCAAAAGGCCAUGGAUGAAAUUUUAGCAGGCAUUCCAGGAUGCAUAUGCUACUUAGAUGACAUACUGGUAGUAGGAGGUAGCCAGGAGGAACAUGACCAGCGGUUAGACAUUGUGUUGGACUGACUGAAUAAGAGAGGUAUUCGACUAAAAGAAGAGAAGUGCACAUUCAACACUUCGGAAGUGGAGUAUUUGGGACACCUAAUUAGCGAGAAGGGGCUCAGACCAUUGGAGAGUAAGUAUGGAGCAAUUAGAGAGGCUCCCCAACCACAGAAUGUAACUCAAUUAAAGUCAUACUUGGGUUUACUCAACUACUAUGGUCGAUUUUUACCGCAUAUCUCAACUACCCUCCAACCUUUGUACAAACUACUCCAGAAGUCUACGCCAUGGAUUUGGAAGAAAUCACAACAAAAAGCUUUUGAAAAAAGCAAAGAGAAACUAUUGAAUUCGAGCUGCCUAACGCAUUACGAUAUGGCAAAACCAUUAUGACUCAAGUGUGACGCCUCGCCAGAAGGAAUUGGGGCUUGUUUGACGCACGUUAUGCCAGAUGGAACUGAACAACCGAUUGUAUUCACAUCCAGAACAUUGUCUUCAACUGAAAGAGGUUAUGCACAGUUGGAAAGGGAAGCCUUAGCUCUUAUCAACGGUGUACGACAGUUCCACAAGUAUUUGAUCGGACGUAAACUUACACUAGUGACAGACCAUAGACCUUUACUUAAAAUAUUAGGACCGAAACAAGGGAUCCCGACUUUGGCAGCUGCUAGAUUGCAGCGUUGGGCAAUAGUACUGAGUGCGUAUGAUUACGAUUUAGAGUUUACUCCCGGAAUACACAAUCAAGAAGCGGACAUGCUGUCCAGACUUCCACUGCCUGUGGAAGCGAUCGAUCCUAACAAAAUUACGUACCAUAUAAAUUACUUGGACACUUUGCCAGUUACAGCAGACCAAGUGAAACAAGGGAUGGCUAACCAAUGGGUCGCCUGAACUACACAGUUAUGCCAAGAGGUCAACCGAGUUAUCUAUUACCGAGGGAUGUCUAAUAUAUGGAGGAAGAGUAGUGAUUCCAUAUUCACUACAAAAACAAGUAUUGUCUGAACUACACACAGGACAUAUAGGAAUGGUGCGAAUGAAGGCGACGGCUAGAAGUUUUGUGUGGUGGCCUGUCUUGGACAGGGAUGUUGAGAGUAUAGUCAGAUCAUGUUCCACGUGUCAGGAACAACGGAAUAAACCUGCAAGUUCAACCCAACUCAUCCUUGGAUAUACCGGGAAGGUCCUUGGGAAUGUGUCCACGCAGACUUUGCGGAGUACGGAGGAAGACACUACUUAUUGUUAGUAGAUGCGUUUUCAAAGUGGCCAGAGGUCCAUGAAUUACGCAAGAAUACUACUGCUUGCCAGACAGUAGAAUGUAUGAGAAGAACAUUUGCAACUCAUGGAAUACCAUAUUGUAUGGUAACUGACAAUGGACCUCAAUUCCUAUCAGAGGAGUUUAGUAAUUCAUGUGCUCAAAUGGCAUCCACCAUCAACGUACCCCACCAUAUCAUCCAUCCACGAAUGGACAGGUGGAGAGGAUGGUACAGGAAUUAAAGAAGAGCUUGAAGCCUAAGCCAUCAGAGUGAACAUGGAGUCACCAAGUGUCAUUGUUCUUACUUCAUUAUCGGACUACCCCACACGGGACGAGUGGAAAGACUCCAGCUGAGUUGCUGAUGAAACGUUCUCUUAGGACGAGACUGAGCCUGUUGAAACUCGGAAGCUGGAAAAAGAUACGAGAUCAUCAAAGAGAAGAAUUUAACCAGGCUACAACCAAUGUAAGAGAAAUGGGUCCAGGAGGCACUGUUUCUGUCUGGAAUCCAAGAAGGGAUGGUCGAAGUAAAUGGAUCGCAGGAAGAGUGACACAACAACUGGGACCAACAUCUUAAUUGGUAAAUGUAGACGGACACAUAAGAUACGUGCAUAUUGAUCACUUGAUAACAAGAGAUGCGACCAAGACACAAGUGAUUCUGCCAGAAGAACCGGAUAUCUUGCCAGCUACAGUUGUACCAGAUUCAUCAGGACCCGUGUUAGAAGAUCCUACACUUCCAGCAAGUACACUUACACCUACGGAGACUACAGAUGAGGAGCAUGUCAUGAGGAAAUCCACUGAGACUAAAAUCCAGUCACAGACAAUGGAGCAACUGAACCUCAGAAGGAAAUCAGUCAAAGGAGAUAUCCAACUCGAGAGAACAGACAGCUACCUCUCAGGUAUCGAAAAAACUAAAAGGAGAGGAGUGUAGUGUAUGACACUUAAUUAGAUUAGACCUAGCUGGUAUGGUAUGUAGUAAUUAGACAUAGCACUAUUUGGUUAGUACGUUAGUGAGCGUUGUAGAGUGUGUAAUAACAAGUGAGUCUAACUAA
Messenger RNA from Corticium candelabrum, 6707 nucleotides. RefSeq lists its product as uncharacterized. The record is from RefSeq and is a predicted model, not a curated record. The transcript is spliced from 2 exons. The coding region runs from base 44 to 1294 and encodes 416 amino acids. Lineage: Eukaryota; Metazoa; Porifera; Homoscleromorpha; Homosclerophorida; Plakinidae.